Molecule: messenger RNA, 1795 nt
Organism: Ricinus communis (castor bean)
Lineage: Eukaryota; Viridiplantae; Streptophyta; Magnoliopsida; Malpighiales; Euphorbiaceae
Product: DNA repair protein recA homolog 2, mitochondrial
Exons: 8
Coding region: 169-1347 (392 amino acids)
Biological process (GO): DNA repair
Molecular function (GO): single-stranded DNA binding; ATP-dependent DNA damage sensor activity; ATP binding
Source: RefSeq, a predicted model, not a curated record
AAAAAGAAUUGGGGGGGAAGAACAAACAAAAUAUACAAUGGGAUAGAGCAGAGAGAGAUAUGGCGCAAGGCUACUUGUUACCAUUCACAACGCAAAAUUCGAAAAUCUCAUUUCAUUCAGUCACUGCCUGCUCGUAAUUUUACUAAAUUAAACAAAGUUCAAGCAAAAAUGGCGCCAUUCCUUCACUCUCUUCGUCUUCAUUCUUUGCCUAGAUUUCGCCUUUGCUCCUCUUUCUUCCCUUCUCUCUCUCAGAACAUGAGAAACGAAGCAAUCACUUCUCUUGGAAGGGGACCUCGUCUUCUCUGUUCUUUAGCAAAUUCUUCAGAUUUUGAAUGUGAUAAACUCAUUGAUGAUAGUGAGGCAAUGGAGAAGCAUAACAAACUGUUUCUGGCUCUCAAAGAAAUUUCUGGUGAAUUUUGUAGAGAAUCUAUGUUGUCUUUGCAUCGGUUUUUUAGCUCACGGCAGGCCUCUGUGAUAUCUACGGGCUCAUUGAAGCUUGAUCUUGCACUUGGUAUUGGUGGAUUACCUAAGGGGAGAAUGGUUGAAAUCUAUGGCCAGGAAGCUUCUGGGAAGACAACACUUGCGCUUCAUAUUAUCAAGGAAGCACAAAAGUGUGGAGGAUAUUGUGCAUAUCUUGAUGCUGAGAAUGCAUUGGACCCUUCUCUUGUUGAAUCAAUGGGGGUAAACACAGAAAAUCUUCUUAUCUCACCGCCAGAUUCUGCGGAAAACUUGCUGAGUGUAGUUGAUACACUGACCAAGAGUGGCUCUGUGGAUGUGAUCGUGGUCGAUAGUGUUGCUGCUCUCGUACCUCAACUUGAGCUCGAUACUAUGCUAGGAAGCACAGAGGACAGACAAUCAAGAAUAAUGUCCCAAGCAGUCAGAAAAAUAAAUUAUUCUUUAUCCCAGUCUAAAACUCUCAUCAUUUUCCUUAAUCAGGUUAGAGCAAAUGUAAAAUCAGGACAAGGUCUAGGACAAGUGGAUGAGGCCACUUGUGGUGGAAAUGCCUUGAAAUUUUACUCAGCUGUACGGUUGAGAAUGGCUCGCAAAGCAUUGCUCAAGACUGAGGAUGAGAUAACUGGCCUUAGGGUGUCAGUCCAAGUGGUGAAAAAUAAAUUGGCACCAGCAAUGAAAAAAGCUGAACUUGGAAUACAAUUCGGAAGAGGCUUCUGCUCUGAGUCUGAGGUUUUAGAAUUGGCUUGUGAAUAUGGAGUGAUAAGGCAAGAAGGAAGCACUUAUUGCAUUGAAGAAGAGGUUUUUAGUAAUAAACACGCAGCUGAAGAGUAUCUUGCUGAAAACUACAAGGUUCAUGAUAGAAUAGUUAGAACCUUGAGAACUCACUUGUUCUAGAAAGGAAGGGAUGAUUGUCUGAUACACUUUGAUGGAUGAGCUUUACUGAAAGGAACAGGGAAAAUCUAAGUGAAUGGAUUCAAAGCUGGCUAUGGAUUACAUAUCCUCGCUAGAAAACUGCCCCUUGUAGAAUUUGAAUGCACCUCAAUGGCAUCAGAGCUUAUUCAUGUGAUUCGGAAGGGGUUACUGCUGGAAUAAGAUGAUCUUGCUGGUUGGGCGCUUGAGAUUACCAACCCUGGAAAUAUUCUUUUCCAGCAGGAGUUGGACAGGUUAUUUGUGAAGACCAAGUGUAGAUUUCCCUUAAAACCAGGGAGGCUCAGCAAUGCAUGUACGUUUCUUGCGAACUCGAUUACUCUUGUAUUUACCUUAAAGAAACUUCUGAGAUUUGAAUUCUACAAGGAACCAUUUGAUUCUAUUGAUGUGGAUGAAUGAAGCAAAUAUUUGAAUA